AUGGUCUUCACCCCGACAAACCUCUUCAAAGGAAUCGCCUGUCCGUACGGGGGGGAAUGCAGCCUGACAAACUGCAUCUUCAGCCACGACCUUAGACCACAAAACAUCCAAACGCAGCAGACGUCGUUUGCCAAACCACAAGAUGCACGUGCGAGCGAGCCACCAAGCAAACGGAGGAAAGUCACUUAUGACUCCGCCUCUUCCAAACCUCCAAGCAAAGCAGAUGACAUCCGCUCUCAACUGGCCGCAGCGAGGACUGGGACCGCAUCCGAGACAGAUACUGGAGAGACAGUCUCGGCGAAACCAAAGACUCUCACCCGCCCCGUCUCGCCGCCGCAGAUGGGGCUCGCUCUCAGUCGAUACCUCAUCGACAAGUAUCCAGACAAGGCCGGUACAACUACACCUCCAUCGCAGGACAGAAGCAAAGCUGUCGCCGUUCCCACUCCAAAGGUCACGAAGGAGCCCAUCGCAAUUCAGGAGUCAAAGGCAGCAAGCGAGAAGCUCAAUCCAAGACUCAUCUCCAACGACCCCGUCGGCCACUCCAAACGUGCUCUCUACCUCAAGCACUUGCACGCAGAGAUGCUGCGUCUCAACCACCUUGUCAGAGACAGUGACACGCUGGAGCACAAGCGACUGCUCCAUCUCACCGAUGCAGAAUUGAUCAAGAUGGCCCUGGACGAGGAAGAAAAGGUCGCCCGAGAGCAAUCGCAGCUCUACCCCAACAUCAUCAAGAACAGAAUUGCGCACUACAGGAAGAUGAAAGUGGAAGACUGGGCUCAGCACAUCCAGACGUCUUUCAAGAAGCCCGCUAUCCAGGUCACCUUGAAGCAGAAGCCCGCCGACGCCCUCCAGCCGCAGACAGGUCUUACGCCACGGGAAGAGCAACUGCUACUACCAGGACUUGUCGCGGAUCAAAGUCGCCUGACAUCGUAUGGCUACAUCCCCACUCCGCCCACGGAAGCCGAAGCGACGAAAGCAGCAGAAGCCGUCGAAGCAAGCCGCAACUACGAAGUCUGCGAUCGCUGUUCCGCCCGCUUCCAAGUCUUUCCUAACCGGAAUGAAGAAGGCCUUCUGACAUCCAACGGUAGAUGUAAGCACCAUCCCAAUCGCAGAGUCUUCCCAGAUAAGACGCGUGCCGAUUUCGCAAUGGGGAACGCCAAAGAAGCCUACUAUCCCUGCUGCAACGCGACUGUGGGAUCGCCGGGUUGCACUGUGACCGAGCAUCACGUCUUCAAGUCGAGCUCGCCGGCAAGACUGGCGGCUGUCUUGCCGUUCAUUACCACCCCGGAGAAUGAGAAGCCGAAGAAGGAUCGGAGCGGAAAGGAUGUCGUUGCUGUGACGUUUGAUUGUGAGAUGGGGUACACCGUCUACGGUCUGGAGCUCAUCCGCCUCACAGCGGUAGCUUGGCCCUCGGGGGAAGAACUGGUGGAUGUUCUCGUUCGACCGCUGGGUACCGUCAUCGAUUUCAACAGUCGCUUCUCGGGCGUGUGGCCGGAGCACUUCACCAAAGCCGUGCCGUACGACGAAUGGAUGACUGCAGCGACUCCCACCGACGCUACUACACCUCGUGCACUACCCAUCGUCAACAACCCUCAAGCCGCCCGCUCUCUACUCUGCUCCUUCCUCACGCCCACAACUCCUCUCAUCGGGCACGCAAUCGACAACGAUCUCAACGCCGUCCGUCUCUGCCACCCGACCAUCAUCGACACCGUACUCCUCUUCCCACACCCUCGAGGCCUACCAAUGCGCUUCGGGCUCAAAAUGCUCUCCGCAAGACACCUGAACCGCAGCAUCCAGACCGGCGGCGACCGCGGACACGACUCGCUGGAAGACGCUAUGGCCACGGGCGAUCUGGUGCGGGUGAAGAUCGGGGAGAAGUGGAAAGCGCUUCGCGCGCAGGGCUGGAGAAUUGCGGAUGGGGAAUUGCUUCCGCCU
Molecule: messenger RNA, 1935 nt
Organism: Neohortaea acidophila
Lineage: Eukaryota; Fungi; Ascomycota; Dothideomycetes; Mycosphaerellales; Teratosphaeriaceae
Exons: 1
Cellular component (GO): nucleus
Molecular function (GO): exonuclease activity; nucleic acid binding
Source: RefSeq, a predicted model, not a curated record